Molecule: messenger RNA, 1077 nt
Organism: Zophobas morio
Lineage: Eukaryota; Metazoa; Arthropoda; Insecta; Coleoptera; Tenebrionidae
Product: leucine-rich repeat-containing protein 15-like
Exons: 3
Coding region: 1-1077 (358 amino acids)
Cellular component (GO): extracellular matrix
Molecular function (GO): protein binding
Source: RefSeq, a predicted model, not a curated record
AUGCCUUCUUUACUACUAAACCUAGUAGUCCGUAUUUGUCUUUUCAAUGUUAGUAACAGUGAUAAAAUUACUUUCGAAAAUGUGACAGUUCGGUCGUAUUUUUACAAAGGAGCACUAGAGACCCAAGCUACAUCUGUCAAUCUUAAAAAAAUAAUUCCUGACGAACAACCAGUGAGGGUGGACAUCACCGGAGGCGUCCCCAUCUUGUACGAAAAAUCCGUUUUCGACAUACCAAAUUUGAACAGUCUCGACCUGGCUGACGUGGGUUUGGAAGAAAUCAAGCCCGGAGCUUUUGCUGGUCACGUGUCACUUGAUAAGAACAAACUCACUGAAAUUUCAAGUGGUGUCUUCGAAAAUGUUACUCUGAGAAGCUUAAGUUUGGGUGAUAAUCAUCUCUACAUCAUCGCACCAAAAGCUCUGUCUGCAAUUGGAUUGACUACAUUGAGUCUGUUUGGUAACAAACUCGAGGAAAUCGAUCCGGAGGUGUUUGAUAUGCAAGAAUUAGCAUCACUCGAUUUGGAUGAUAACUCAAUCAAGCUUUUGCGACCUGGUGAUUUGAGAAACUUGCCAGAGUUGGAGGCGUUCAGUCUCGAGAAAAAUGAGUUGAAAGAAAUCCCAGAUGGUAUUUUCAACAACACCAAACUCACCUACUUGAAUCUAGCAGCAAACCAUAUUGUUAAAAUUGCGAGUAAAGCUUUUGAUGGCAUGUUGGCGCUUAGAGUGUUGAAGAUUGACUCCAAUAAUCUAACCCAAUGGGAUGAUUGGCUGACAUCACCGUUCGCUUCUAUCUCAGGGAAUCACAUCAGGAAGAUUUCAACUAAAGCUUUUCGGAAAUUGGAACAGAUUCGUUAUUUUAAUUUGGCCGAUAAUGAGAUUGAUAACUGGGAUCCAGAUACAUUGGGGAAUGUUAGCAUUGUUAGUUUGGAUCUCAGUGGAAAUAGGUUAAAGUGUAUUAAAGAAGAUUUGGAAACAAUUUUCAAGAAUGUUCAAAAGAUACGUUUGGAAAAUAAUCCUUGGAAAAAAGAGUGCGCUAAGAAGGUUGAGAAGUUUCAGAAAAAAAAGAACCGGAUACCGUAG